This is a messenger RNA of Cladophialophora bantiana CBS 173.52, 1389 nucleotides long. RefSeq lists its product as uncharacterized. The coding region runs from base 1 to 1389 and encodes 462 amino acids. Lineage: Eukaryota; Fungi; Ascomycota; Eurotiomycetes; Chaetothyriales; Herpotrichiellaceae. The record is from RefSeq and is a predicted model, not a curated record. The transcript has 2 exons.
AUGUCGUUCCACUACAUCAUCGUGUUAUCUGCCCUGGCAAUUGGCCCAGUCGCUACUCAGCAUUUCCAGCCAUCUGAGACUCAGCCAUCCUGGUCCUGGGCUUGGUCGCCGUCUUCCAUCCACUAUACUCAGCCCUCUUGGUCAGCCGAAACUCCCACGUGGACACCAACCGUUUAUACUUCGGAAGCUUGGACGUCCGUUGCUGCAUACACACCUUCUGUCUCAAUCCCUACUUGGCCUGAAGACUCUAGCUCCUGGUCCCCAAUCAGUUAUCCCUCACACACCUGGUCUUCAGAGACUUCCGCGUGGUCCUCAUGGCAGACAACCAUCUACUCUCCACACUCCUGGCCUUCGGAGACUGCCACCUGGCUGUCGUGGCCAACGAGCAAAUCUUGGUCCUCCGUUGCCUGGCCUUCUCCUUCGCCUUCUCCGAGUCUUCCGUCUUUGAACGAUGCCCUUAUAGCGGCAGGUGCGGCCAAGUUUGCGGCUCUGAUUGCAUCCGACCCUGUCGUCUCCGCUGCCUUCGCUGCUAAUGUACCAGCUGUCUUCGCUCCAACGGACCAGUUCAUUGAUAGCACAGUUAACAUAACACGGUUCAGAAAGCGCGCCACUCUCACCCCGGCUCAGCAGCAGCAACUGCUUCUUCAUGCCACUCAGAGUCAAAGUGAGAUCAACGGCCUACGCACCCCUCCGGGUGCUGUGGUCCCAACCAAAGACACCAAAGCAAAUCUGAAAGGCUCGACCCAGAAAGUCGUCUCAAAGCCGAAGAACAAUACCAAGACAACAUCCAGCAAACGAUGGGCUCCAUUCAUCCUCCCGAGACAGGACAACUCCAGUACCGUGGACACUCUGGUGGAUAUCUAUUCAGGCCUAGGUGAUUCGGUCGGUGUCAUCACUGCUGACAUUCCUUUCGAUGGCGGUCUGAUCCAUACGACCGAUGGCCUUUUUACCCUGCCCCUCAAUUUGUCCUCGACCGCCCGGACCACUGGCCAAACGUCCUUCGUCUCCCUCGCCAGUGCCUCGAACCAGUCGUCGAUCCUGGACACAACUCCUCUCAUCACCGUCUUCAUCCCCACCAACGAAGCCUUCGCCGCCGCAAACAUAUCCCCCUCGUCCAGCGGUAUCUCGUCCAUCCUAGCAGGACAUGUUGUGCAGGACUUUGCAGGCUACCUUCCUAGCCUAGCCGAUGGCAGCAGUUAUGUUACGCAAUCUGGCGCAACUAUCACCGUGACUAUCCAGGGUGAUGAUUACUUCAUCAACAACGCAAAGAUUGUCUCCUCGAACCUGAUCCUUGAAAACGGAGUUGCUCACGUAAUUGACGCGGUAGGUUCACACUUAUCCCCAUUGUCGACGUUGAACCUUCUCGGACGUUGGCCUGCGACGCGCUGA